CUUAAGGCUAGGGUUUCCGUUUUGGUCGUAAGCCCUAACAUAUCAAUUACCUACUCCGUACACUGGAGCCUUUUGCUCUAUCCACCACGGUUGUUUCGAGUUUCUGACAAUAGGGCCUUUUCUUCAUUUGCUAUCUUUAUGCCCAGUGUAUGUCGUAGCUCUCGGUAGCUGGGGCAAUCGCCCGAACCGACACCAAAAAUUGCGGGCGCGGUAGCCUGUUAAUUAGUCUCCCUGGGCCGCCGCCAUAUCGCGUCUGCCGAACGCGCGUGCGGAUUAAAUUGCCUUGAAGUUUCUUGGUCUGGGGAUUUAGCGCAGGAACAUAUUGACAGUAGGCAGAAUUGGCUGGACGCUGUGACUAUGUAAUUACAGGGGGGAGGGUUAUUCUCGCGUUUCAUGAAAAAGUGCUUGCAUUCCUAUUUUUUUUGGCUCUAUAUUUUUAUUCCUAUGUUUAAUCUCGUUUAUAGAAUAGAUAAAUGCGAAAAUAACAAAUAGGAAUCGAGUGCAGUAUUUAGAUAUAUCCAGACUCAUGUCCAGCACUCCAGACACUGUCGCCAAAAAGCGUGGCCGGCCGAAGAAAGCCGUCGCCGCCGCAACCAAAACAUCCACCGCAACCUCUGAGUCGACAACUACAACCACAAGCACAGGCACAAGCACAACCAAGAAGUCAACCCCAUCCACCACGCGAACUACCCGCAAAUCCUCGCCCAAAGCCAAUUCACCGCCAGCAUCCGACCCCAAACCCGCAUCCAGUGCACCAAUCGAUCGGAAACCAGCAGCGAAGAAGAAAAGCGCUCCCACUCGACAAAAGAAAUCAUCCGUCACGGCUCCUGACCCCGCGCAAGGACUACCGAAGCCUCCCUCCGCGCCAUCGCAAAUACCAGGUAAUAAUAGCAGGGCAAAGAGCGACCAGGUGGGCGUGAAAUCCAGGCUUAGAACCUCCGCAUCCAAUCCAGCUGCCGAACAGCCACCUGCGCCGCGAACGCCGUCCGCAGAAUCCAAGUCGAUUUCCCACUCCGAAACUACGGAGUUAGCUGGGAAGCAGGAGGCUACUGGAAGGAGGCAGCCAGAGGCUAGAAACUCCGUUCAGGCCGCGGGAGAGAUAUCUGAACCUCCUGCUCAAUCGGCUAGAGGCAGGGAGAGAACAAUUGAGCCAAAAAGAGUGGCGGAGCAGACACCACCUCCUCCCGCACACCCCGUUGACGCCACUGUUGCUACGGUGCAAGGUUCCAAAAUCCUUACAGCUUUGGCGGCCAGCAGCAGUAAACCAACAAGAAAGGCAACUUUCAUAGAAGAUAAGAUUAAGAAGGCCUCAGCGCCAAGGCCCAUCGAAUCUUCAGGCCAAGCUAUAACUACAGACAUGGCUACCCUGGCAUCCAAGAAGGCCUCACCUUCCGGCCCUCGACAGCCGCCCCCUCAUCCACCCGCCAUCAGACCACAGUUAGCACAGGCUGCCUCCGCCCGCAGAGAGACACAGCGGGUAAAACCGCAGAGACCGGAACCAGCUCCAGGUGUUAAGCCGCAGGAUAUCAGAAAUACGAAGCAGUAUAAAAGCCUUGCACGAAGAUGGACAUCGGCAGUGGUCGCACUCCCAAUUUUGCUUUACACCAGUUACGCACUAUAUGAGCGAGUAUUCGCCGAUAAAGCUCCCCGCAGUCUGCCGGGAACAAACAAUUUCCCUCUUGUUGACAACAGCGCACAAUCGACAUCACAACCAUCUACAUCGACAAACAAAGACAAUUACAAUGGGUGAAAUUUUUCGGUAUCUAAAUAAACUACUCCAAGAGGAUGGUAAUCAAAUCUGACAUAACCAACCCCCUGCGACACCUUUCCCUUAUCACUUCUUUUUAAAACUCUUAUUUUGCCCGGCGUUACACUCCUCCGACAGCGCUCCCUGCUCCGCUCCACUCUUGUCAAAGCGACGAAUUCCGUGUAUUUAAUGACACUCGUCGUCUCUAAUGAGCUAGAAGCUUUGUUUUGUAUAUAACCGAUUUAUUGUCAGGUCACAUGAUAUGGCUUAUUAAUCCUUCCACCAUAUAACUUC
Molecule: messenger RNA, 2041 nt
Organism: Blastomyces gilchristii SLH14081
Lineage: Eukaryota; Fungi; Ascomycota; Eurotiomycetes; Onygenales; Ajellomycetaceae
Exons: 3
Coding region: 527-1750 (407 amino acids)
Source: RefSeq, a predicted model, not a curated record